AUGGCUAUCAAUGGGAACUUGCACCUUGAUGGCGCUCAACCAGGAUCCAAACCGUCUUCUCCUGCAUCUCCCUCUUCAUCUUUUCAGAAUCAACAGACAGUUCCUGCGCGUUCGUUCAUCAAUUUCAGCGGUUCAGCAGUUCGAGGCCAAACUUCACCAUUCCCUGCGACACCUACCUCAGGCCAAAUGACCACACCACUCGAUCCUCCUUCUGGCGUGCCAUAUGCAGAGUUUAUAAGAACAUGGUCAGACUCUCACGUCGCUCGUUGGCUCACCGAUAUCAAAUGCGGCAACCAUGCUGCUACGUUCAAAGCUAAUGAUAUCAGAGGCGACAUUCUACUUGAACUGGAUCAGGUUACGUUGAAGGAGAUGGGGGUAUCGAGUAUCGGGGACAGGUUACGUAUCGUCAAUGCUGUGAAGAUCCUCAGACAAAAAGCUUCGACGAGAACAACUACCAAUAGCCCAAUGGUAGAGGUCAACCGUAUGUUCAUCAAUGACGCUGCCGCGCAGCAUCAACAUGGACAAGAUUCAUCCCCUCCCAACAAACGCCCGGCCGGACGAAGUGGCCGACCCGCACCCCUCGUUCUGGGCAACAAUCCCAAUCGUAACGACCUUCCUCGCCUCGUUCGCGAACAAAAUCCCCCAGACUCAGCCAGGUCGAAUACUAGCAAUGGCCCCCGCCCUUUGCCACAUCCAAAUCAUUCUAACGGCGGUAAUGGUAAUUCGAGCGUUUCGCACUCCAACGGUCCCCGUACCAAUCUACCGCCCCUCCCACCACCUCCUCGUGGCCAGCCUCCCCUCCCCCCUCCUGGCCGACAACCACCUCGAUUGGUCAACGCAUCCAACGGCGGACGUAGAACUCCAACUCAAGCUGAAGCGCCUGGAUUCACUAACCAGGCGCUUCCCGCCGCUCCUCAGUCUCAAGGGCAGAAUCAGGGCUUGCUUACUCCGUCGUCUGCAUCUAAUUGGAUGGGUUAUCACCUUCCGGCUGAUCCACGCCCUGGAAGCUCUGGCAAAUCGACACCUAGGUCUACUUCGCCCCUGCAAAAUCGUCCGAAUGUCAAUGGACGGCCGAUAGUGCAACCUGCGCACGGGCGGAAUGUCUCCCUUGGUAACAAUUCUCCAGUCAGCUCGCCCUAUAAGCUUCCCCCUAGACCUUCCACAUCAAAUAGCCAUCCAUAUGCUACUGCCUCCGCGUUGCAAGCUCCACCAUCAAGCCAGCCCUACAACCUUUCGCCCAUUGCAGAAUCGUUUGUCUCCCAACACAGCGCAGGCACCGGGACCCCUUCUCCACCCACUGGGCCUUACGCUGUUGGCCGAGGGCCUUUCAACCCCACUGCACCCUCCCACGCCAAUGCGCCAUCGUUGGAUGAUCUGCGUAGGAAGCUUGUCAAAUUCUUACUACCAGCGGAAGGGCAUUCAUGUACCAUUGAUCCUUCGACUUGUGUUGGGGGCGUGGAGUUGCUCGAAAAAGUGCUGAAGAAGUUUGGAAAGUCUCGGAGCCCUGACUCAGACAGCUCAACGGAACACGUUCAAACCGACGAAGGUGGGCUCAUUGUAGAUGGUUGGGGUGUGUUCCUUGAUUGGGGGCAGGGCGAUGGACCAGGUGAACCAUUGACGGAGGCGGAGAUAUGUGCUAUUUGCUAUGGAUCGCCCGACAGUCCUGCUCGAGAACACGGCUUAACGCUAAGGAAGGUGGUGAAUAAGAGUCGCUCUCUCGGUAUGGGCCAGACAUCGAAGGCCACGAAACGAGCUAGCUCAAUCAGCAUAUUGAGUGGUCUCGGUGUCCAUGAUCCCGAGAAGGCACUCGAUCCCUCGUCUCCUACGACUCAGCCAGAACGACGCAGCCCAGUACCACAAAAUCUGAAGAAGCUGCGGAACUUCUUCGGCCAGCGCCCUCCGAGCGAACUCAUCACGACACAUUUGACGGAGUACUUCCCCUUCACGGAGAAGAAGGUCUUGGAGCGGACUGCGAGACACAGUAUGAUGAUGAGAAACGGGACGCUUUCUUCAAAAAGGGAUAGUUCGGCUUCGUUCAUUCCACCAUUACCGUCGAGAUUUAGCGUCAGCACACAAGGUUCUCAACGACGCAUGUCUUCGUCGCCACGAGCCUCCAUCAUAUCGAAUGUAGGCCCGCAACGAGACUCCCUUUCUGCGUCCCCAAGGUCGGCCUUGGAAGACAUUCCCCGUGUAUCUCUAUCGACGGAGGAUGGCAACUCUAUGGACAUCCAACCCGAGGAUGCUAUUGAGCCGUCAUCAUCUAGAUCAGGCGCCCAGCAGCCACUCUUGCCGCCGAUACCUUUCCCUUCUGAGUCACUGUCAGAGUCAAUGGAGAGCUUGACAGGCGGCCAGCCAUCGCGGCCGGUAUCCAGAGCAAUGUCUAUAUCCUCCAGGCGUAUGAGUUACAUGACAGAGCUUCGAAGUAAGCGGGAUCGUUCGGAUACAGCCAGUAUGGUGACUGUCGACGAGAUUACCGCCGAAGUCGAGAGCCGCAGGGAGAGCAAGAUGCCCGAUACUGGUCUGGACAACGACGAUUGGCUGAAAGUCGAUCCGGUAGAGAGCGCUGACAGCGAGGCGGAGGAAACUACCGUUGUCGAGACAGAGGAGGAUACUCUCAACGAAGACGAGGAAGAGUAUGAAGAUGAGCCGGGGAAACCUGUGCGCUCGCGAGGAGCUGUGAAAUGGAUCAAAGGUGCCCUCAUCGGCGCUGGCUCGUUCGGGAAGGUUUACCUAGGGAUGGAUGCGUCAAGCGGGCUUUUGAUGGCCGUCAAGCAAGUUGAGCUGCCAACCGGGUCUGCUCCCAACCAGGAACGGAAGAAGAGCAUGCUGAGCGCCCUGGAACGCGAGAUCGAGCUCCUGAAAGAUUUGCAACAUGAGAACAUCGUGCAAUAUCUCUAUUCCUCUGUGGAUGAAGAGUUCUUGAAUAUCUUUCUUGAAUAUGUACCUGGUGGCUCCGUAUCAGCUCUUCUCCGGAACUACGGCGCGUUUGAAGAGCCUUUAGUCAAGAAUUUUGUGCGCCAAAUCCUACAAGGAUUGAACUAUUUGCACGAGAAGGAUAUCAUCCAUCGCGACAUCAAGGGGGCCAACAUUCUCGUAGACAACAAGGGAGGCAUCAAAAUAUCCGACUUCGGUAUCUCCAAGAAAGUUGAAGACAAUCUCCUCACCGGCGGCAACCGCAUUCAUCGACCUUCUCUCCAAGGCUCCGUCUUUUGGAUGGCACCCGAAGUUGUCAAGCAAACCGGUCAUACUCACAAGGCCGAUAUUUGGAGCGUCGGUUGUCUUGUGGUUGAGAUGUUGACCGGGGAGCACCCGUGGGCUCAACUGAGCCAAAUGCAAGCUAUCUUCAAGAUCGGCUCUAUGGCGAAACCUACUAUCCCAUCCGACAUCUCUGCUGAGGCUCAGGAUUUCCUCGCUCGUACGUUCGAAAUCAACCAUGAAGCACGACCGUCGGCUACGGAGUUAUUGUUGCACUCGUGGAUAGCUAAGAAACCACCCGUCACGAAAGCCGGCGCGGCGAGGUCCAAUUCCGCCGCUGACGCAUAA
Molecule: messenger RNA, 3543 nt
Organism: Pleurotus ostreatus (oyster mushroom)
Lineage: Eukaryota; Fungi; Basidiomycota; Agaricomycetes; Agaricales; Pleurotaceae
Gene: STE11
Product: ATP binding
Exons: 6
Coding region: 1-3543 (1180 amino acids)
Biological process (GO): protein phosphorylation
Molecular function (GO): ATP binding; protein binding; protein kinase activity
Source: RefSeq, a predicted model, not a curated record